CGUGCGGUGGUCUAUGCGACGUGUGUCCGACAGUCUAGUGCCGCGUCCAUCCGUAGUUCGUCCGCGAAAUGGAUCCGGCCGGGAGCGGAAGCGGCGGUGGUGGUUUUUUGGCCAACCGGCGGAUCAAGUUGACAGCCGUAUUCCCCAUGAUCAUCGGUGCCCGGCACCACCGGAACAUCUCCAAGUCGGACUCGGCGUCUCUGGAGAAAACGGGCCGGCCGCUACGGACCCCUUCUUCACCCAAGACAUCGCCGCCGGUCGUGGAACGCGUGUCGCCGUCUGCCGUCGCGUCUGCCCGGAACAGGAUGCGCCGUGGGUCCAGCCUAACCGACCUGAACAGAUCCGACUCACUGGCAGGUUCAACCGGCAGUUUUGGCGAUCUGAUGAACCUGAAACGGUUUUACGACGAUUCGUCUAUCGGUUCGACCGAAAACCUCGUGGCCCGGACCGUACCUCUCUCUACGGUGUUCUGCAGCCGGCACCCUUACGGAAGUGGAGGCUUGGGUUCCGAGGAGUGCGUGACGGCCUACGAAACUGGCGCGAUGACCGCACCUUGUACGCCUUCGGCUUAUCACCACAGGUCGCGGUUCGACUUGCAACCCCGUCGGUAUGUCACUUCGGAACAUCACAGAUCAUCUGAUCAACCGCGCAUCAAACAGCAGCCUCGGGGUGACCUGACCAGCCAACAGCGAAUCGAACGCAUGUCCAGGAUCAUGAAGCAGAACAACCACAGGGCCGAACCCUCAAGGUUUCGGCACGUCAUGACGUUUGAAGUGGGACUAUAAUAUAAUAUGCAC
Molecule: messenger RNA, 797 nt
Organism: Adelges cooleyi (spruce gall adelgid)
Lineage: Eukaryota; Metazoa; Arthropoda; Insecta; Hemiptera; Adelgidae
Exons: 3
Coding region: 69-785 (238 amino acids)
Source: RefSeq, a predicted model, not a curated record